AGGCUCUCAGCCAAUCAGCUGCCCGCAUCCUGUAUGACAUUCAGGCUUCACAUGUUGUUGCUUUUGGGGAAUAUCUUGAAAUGAAUUCUAUCUUUUCGUCUCUGUCGCGGCUGCGCGGACUGAGUUACGCCAGCAGUGUGCCAUUGAGGAACCUUGGAGUCAGUGGCUUCUCCCCCCUCAGAUCAUUCAGCAGCUGUCUUGUGCCUCGAGCAACGCUGGGAUCUCCUGGCUACAGAUGUGGACCAAUUGUCUCCUCUGCGGAGGGCAGACAAGUGUUUCAACAACUUCCUGGCAAUUACCAGCAAAUUCGAACCAGGAAAAGAGGCACCGAGUAUCAGCCCAAGAACAUUAAGCGCAAGAGGACCCAUGGCUGGAUCAAGAGGCUUAGCUCACAGGGAGGCAUUGAAGUGAUCCUGCGGCGGAUGUUGAAGGGAAGAAAAUCUCUGUCACAUUGAAGCGCUUGCCAGAAGACGGACUGCGAAUAGAACUGUGUUGAGAGAGAGAGUUUUUCAUGCACACAUCGGAAUUCAAACUUGCUAAAAUAGCUGAGUAUGAGUUGGAAGAAGGUUAAGUUCCUAUCACAGCCUAAAAGGACAAGGCCAAUAACACUGGAGGUUGUCUUGUUUGUGUUGUUCAACUGUGGCUUGACAACAAUGCUGUUUGACAUUGAAGAUCUUCUCUGGUUUGACCUUGAUAUGUGGAUCAGAUAACCCUUGAAAAGGCCUUCCUACAUGCUUCAUUAAAAUCAGUUUUUGACUAUGA
Molecule: messenger RNA, 762 nt
Organism: Synchiropus splendidus (mandarinfish)
Lineage: Eukaryota; Metazoa; Chordata; Actinopteri; Syngnathiformes; Callionymidae
Gene: mrpl34
Product: mitochondrial ribosomal protein L34
Exons: 2
Coding region: 81-455 (124 amino acids)
Biological process (GO): translation
Cellular component (GO): ribosome; mitochondrial large ribosomal subunit
Molecular function (GO): structural constituent of ribosome
Source: RefSeq, a predicted model, not a curated record